Molecule: messenger RNA, 1735 nt
Organism: Manihot esculenta (cassava)
Lineage: Eukaryota; Viridiplantae; Streptophyta; Magnoliopsida; Malpighiales; Euphorbiaceae
Product: E3 ubiquitin-protein ligase RING1
Exons: 2
Coding region: 249-1439 (396 amino acids)
Biological process (GO): protein ubiquitination
Molecular function (GO): transferase activity
Source: RefSeq, a predicted model, not a curated record
GAAGUAGUCGCCCAAAAUUUCUAUUCUUCUGAAAACAGAGAGAAAUUUCUAAUCUGUUAAGCUUUUCGUGGAAAAAAUGACCAAAGAGUCUCCAUCACCAUUAGUUCAAGGAUCAAACUUAAAAAUGGACCAUGGACCUGCUCUGUAACAUCAUCCCUUCAAAAUUCCUCAUAGCCAGACGCUCAAAUUUUCAGAGAGUAUGGUUUUAGGUUUGAUUCUGUGUCCCUUGUUCUUUGUUUUUCUCGGAAAUGGAUCCCGUUCGUAAAAAAAUUGGAAUUUCACAUACCAAAUUGAGCUCCAGUUGUGCAGAUGACUGUAACCCUAGGAAUCAUGAUGGAAAGUGUAAUGAUUCUUGCAUCCAAAUCUGUCCUAAUGUUUGUAAAACCGCUGCUGCAGCUCCCUGUCCUCCUUUCCCCGGAUCGCCCCCGCCGCCUCAACCACCAAGGCAGCCGUUAAUACUGCCUCAUCCCGCUAAUGCAGCUCAAAAGCAUUUAUUGACAACCAGUAUGAUUAUCAUGGGUAGUCUGGUUGGUACCGCAUUUCUCUUUUGCAUCUUGUGUGCAUAUUUAAGAGCUCGCCAUACUAGGCAGAGAAUAUCAAGAAGCUCAGCGAGUGGUUCACCUCUAUCUUUUGGAACCCAAGAUGACUUUCUUGAUGAAGAUCAAGGGCCAGAAAUCAUCCACCCCAUAUGGUUCAUCAACACCAUAGGUCUCCAGCAAUCUGUUAUCGAUUCCAUUGCUGUUUUAAAGUAUAAAAAAGAUGAUGGAUUGAUAGAAGACACAGAUUGCUCUGUUUGCUUGAAUGAGUUUCAAGAAGACGAGAGUCUUCGGCUGCUGCCGAAGUGCAGCCAUGCUUUUCACGUAACUUGUAUCGACACUUGGCUAAGAUCACACAAGAAUUGCCCUUUAUGCCGAGCCCCUAUAGCAUGUGAUGUUCAAGUUGAUUUAGCAGUGCCUGCUUCAAGUGAUCUGAGUUCAAGGGAAGAAACCCAGAUGGAGAAUUCUGAGAAUAACAGUGGAUUUAUAAGCAAUCAUCAGGUUGGAGAAGCUGAAACCAGUGAAGCGAGAGGUGAGAACUCGAAGAUGAGUGUGAAUCUACCUGUGGGGAAUCAUUUGCGGAUGCAAAGUGAUUUAGUUGAGAGAUUACAGACAGGAGAGGCAGAAACUCAACCUAUGAGGAGGUCUGUGUCAAUGGAUUCUUCUUCUGCUAUGGCAAUUUACAAUGUUAUGGCUAAUUUUAAACAGCAAGGAAACUCGAAAUUGAAGAAUGUUUCCAAGCGUAGAAGCAGUGGAGGUUUAAGCUUUGGGAAACUGAUAAAAAGUUCUUCAAUAGGUCAUGCACUGCAAAAGAAACCAAUUUCAAUGAAAAGGUCCUCAUCUAGUGGGAAUUCAUCAGCAUCCAGACAGAGCAGAAGCCAGGACUCAAUCCUUCCCCUGUGAGCAUGAAGCUUUAUUUUCCGGUUUUUGUUUUUUUUUUAACAGAUUUCAUUUGCAGGUUUUAAACAUGUAUUGGUCUUCUUGAGAUCUUUUGAUGUGCAGCUAUUUUGGAUAUAUACUGGUCAUUUCAGAUAUUUUGGACAACUUUGGAGAAUUUAAAUAGAUUUUUUAUAUAUAUUUUGUGAUGUAAUGGAAAAAAUUUUAUUUGUAAUGUAAUGGACUUGAUCAGUGGAAUGAUAAGACUGAUGUUGUCAUUCAAAUGAUCAAGUUUUUAUAUGAAUGAAUAUUCAGUUUUUUCA